AUGCCUCGCCCAUUUCCCUUGAUACGAAAUUUCAAUAAUCUAGUGUGGAACCUAAAGCACUACCAGCCAUCGUCACGACGGCCAGCUUUUAGGGCUUCCCGACAUCCAUUCUGUACAAACAUGCAGCUUCGGGACGUAUCGUAUGCAUAUUGGUUUGAAGAAACAGCCAGGGAUUUAGGUGAGAAGCUUGUAUCAAAGAAGACAAGGUCAUCGAAGAGCCAUGCGGAAACAAAACCUCAAAAGAUCUUGGUCGAAAAUGCUAAACCAACGCCUGUCUUGGCAUCAGCACAGAUAUCUUUGGAAGGCACGAGCAAUCCAAGGACAGAUGAACAACCCGAAAUCUCCCGCGAGGAAAUUGAGAUUGUACGCUUGUUUCAACUGGGUGAAAACCUCCAGAUGUACACGAGGCUUCAGGAGUACAAGAAUCAAGGAGUUGUUAUCCCAAUUGGGCUUCUUAACGAGAUGGCUUCGAGGGUGUACGACGAUCUACCGACAAAUAGCGUGGAUACCUACAUUCUCCAAUCUGUGAUAGAGCCGCCAGCAUUCUUUUUGCAAGAUGAUCUACGGUAUUCCAAAAUGUACAAAAAUAUUCUGUCCCGCUUGAGCUACCUUCAUAAAAGCUUUGUGCUCUAUGAGUCUGUCGGCCUUGACAACGAGAAAUUUUUGCUGCACUAUAUCUGGCUCUGUUACCAUCAGGGGGAUCUACAGAAGCUUCAGAAGUUACUCUACCUUUACCUCAAGUGCCAGACUUAUGAUUCGCGUACUUUGAGUUACGUGAUCAAUGCAUUUGUUUACAACUACGAUGUGCAAUUCUCCAAGACGUUGUUCGAUAGUGUUGUUGCAAUGAAAAAGCCGCUCUCGGAAGCUCUCAUUUCAUCUACGCUAGUGGCUUUUGUGAAAGUGGGUGCUCUUUACGACAAUUUGUAUGAUGUUUUCCAAAUUUGGCUCACGUCAGACAAUUGCGAGAGCCCCUAUCCCAAGACCGUUGCAUUACUUGUUGAACAAACCUACAAGUUUGGUACAGAAAAAGAGACUGCACUAGUAGAUAAGCUCUGUGAAGCGUUGGACUAUAACAACAACUCCCUUGUUCAAAUGGCGAGAGAUCAGUCCAGAAUCUUGCGCAGGGAUCCCAAUCAAAAAAAGAGCUUGACAUCAGAUGACGUAAACCAGAUUUUAGAAGUGAGAAACGCCCUUGGAAACUCGAAGCAUGCUUUAAAGGUUUACUACGAAUCUUACAUCCGGUUUUUUGGUAAAUACUGCACCAUGACAAUGGUACAGCUUAUUCUUAAAGAAAUGAAGAAAGAUCAAAUACCCAUAUCCAAGUUUGCAUACGAUUCAAUCAUCCAGCAUUAUGUUGCGAACUCGAAGUUUGUCCAGCUAUCUAAGUUUAUGGACCGGUUCGUUUCAAAAUAUAUUAACUUCGAGCCUAUUUAUAUCAAGCAGCUUUUUGAAGCUUUCAUCAAAACAUAUCCUUAUCAUGGUGAAGAGUUCAUGCAUACCUUCCAUGAGUGGCUCCAAAAGAACGAAAACCUUUCAGCAGAAGAAAAAACGAUAAUUGGGCAUGAAUGUCAAAUCACCACCAACGGAUCAAAAAUGACACCUUGCGCAAUGAAGAGAAAAGUUUUGGAGAACCACAAGAAGUAUGAUCAGUCAGGUUGGUCCAAUAUCAAACAGUCGAGGGGAAGGCCAAUUGCCAAAGUGCAAAAGAAACACCAGAUUCAAUUUAGAUUGAUCGAAGGAAUACGAGGAGUGAUGAGGAAAGGAAUCCGACCAGACUAUCAUAUCAUAGAGAACACACUCAGAAAUCUGAACGCUUCCUUGCGUAUUGGGAUUUUGGAUACGCUAUCAGAAAUGAGAAUGAACGAUUGUGCUACAAGAUUGCAGAUUCAUCACUUUUUGUUGGGAUACCCUCGGAAAACCGACUUUUCCAAGUUCGUCGCGGACACGAUAGACAACAUGAGUACAAGCGACAUGUUGUUGUUGGCCCGCAGAAGCAUGAACAGUUAUGAUUUUGAGACGACGUCUUUACUAUUAAAUUCCUUGAAACACGUGGACAUGAGCGACGGCAGGUAUAUGAUAAGCCUCAACUUGAAGCUCCGCAAUGGUAUUUUCGAAAAUGACUUUGACGGAAUCGUGGCAGAGAUUGAGAGAUUCCCGAUCGAUGACAUUACGCUUAGUCCCUACAUCUACGACCAGUGCCGCUACAUCGAGAAGAUUAUAGUCAGGAGGAUCCAGGUGCACAAAGAAGAGGAAGAGUCACGCCUUGGGGCUAUGAAUCUUGCCUUGGAGAAGUUGCGGGGCCUAAUUGGAGAUAUACAAGUUCGGUUGAAGAAGGACGAUGCGGACAUACGCGCAUUGAUACAAGACUCGUUUCGGGUGUUGAACAGCUGGAUCCAGCAGUCCAGGGAUCACGACGAGAGGAAAACAUGA
This is a messenger RNA of Metschnikowia bicuspidata var. bicuspidata NRRL YB-4993, 2430 nucleotides long. RefSeq lists its product as uncharacterized. The transcript has a single exon. The coding region runs from base 1 to 2430 and encodes 809 amino acids. Lineage: Eukaryota; Fungi; Ascomycota; Pichiomycetes; Serinales; Metschnikowiaceae. The record is from RefSeq and is a predicted model, not a curated record.